Messenger RNA from Varanus komodoensis (Komodo dragon), 2786 nucleotides. It is a transcript of the gene STAM, whose product is annotated as signal transducing adaptor molecule. Lineage: Eukaryota; Metazoa; Chordata; Lepidosauria; Squamata; Varanidae. Bases 223 to 1842 code for a protein of 539 amino acids. Gene Ontology annotation, molecular function: phosphatidylinositol binding; ubiquitin binding. The record is from RefSeq and is a predicted model, not a curated record. Gene Ontology annotation, biological process: protein transport to vacuole involved in ubiquitin-dependent protein catabolic process via the multivesicular body sorting pathway. Gene Ontology annotation, cellular component: ESCRT-0 complex. The transcript has 14 exons.
GCGGUGACUGUGGAGAACCGCGGGGAGAGCGCGGUGAAGGGCUGAGAGGCGAGAGAGUGACUGAGCGAGCGGGGGCGGAGCUUCGGCCGUCGCGGGGCCUCUCUCCCUUCGUCGCUCAGCUGAGGCGUCUGUUGCUGCUGGUGGUCCCCCUCCCCUCGCCCGAGGGUCAGGAGGGCGGGAGAACGAAGCUCGCCUCCUGCCUGCCCGCGCCGCCUCGGAAAGAUGCCGCUCUUCACCAGCAACCCCUUCGACCAGGAUGUGGAGAAAGCAACCAGUGAAAUGAAUACUGCUGAAGACUGGGGGCUCAUCUUGGAUAUUUGUGAUAAAGUUGGGCAGUCACGGACAGGGCCUAAGGACUGUCUUCGGUCUAUUAUGAAGCGAGUUAACCACAAGGAUCCUCAUGUUGCUAUGCAAGCAUUGACACUUCUUGGAGCUUGUGUCUCAAAUUGUGGUAAAAUAUUUCAUUUAGAAGUAUGUUCAAGAGAUUUUGCUAGUGAAGUAAGCAACGUGCUAAAUAAGGGCCAUCCAAAGGUUUGUGAAAAAUUAAAAGCACUCAUGGUGGAAUGGACAGAUGAAUUUAAGAAUGAUCCUCAACUUAGUCUGAUAUCUGCUAUGAUAAAGAAUCUUAAGGAUCAAGGUGUUAUGUUUCCAGUCAUUGGUUCACAGGCUGCAGAACAAGCAAAAGCAAGCCCAGCUCUGGUAGCCAAGGAUCCCGGAACAGUAGCAAACAAAAAGGAGGAGGAGGAUCUAGCUAAAGCCAUUGAGUUGUCACUGAAAGAACAAAGACAACAGCAAGCACCACUUUCCAGUCUUUAUCCAAGCACCUCAAGCCUCUUAGCAAAUCACAAACAUGAGGGUCGGAAAGUUCGAGCUAUUUAUGAUUUUGAAGCUGCUGAAGAUAAUGAAUUAACAUUUAAAGCUGGAGAACUUAUCACUGUACUUGAUGACAGUGAUCCAAACUGGUGGAAGGGUGAAACUCAUCAAGGAACAGGAUUAUUUCCUUCUAAUUUUGUAACUGCUGAUCUUACUGCUGAACCAGAAAUGAUGAAAACUGAGAAAAAAACAGUGCAAUUUAGUGAUGAAGUUCAAGUUGAAACAAUUGAACCGGAGCCUGAACCAGUUUAUAUUGAUGAAGAUAAAAUGGACCAGUUGUUGCAAAUGUUGCAAAGUGCAGAUCCAUCGGAUGAUCAGCCAGACCUCCCUGAGCUAAUCCAUCUUGAGACAAUAUGCCAUCAGAUGGGACCACUCAUUGAUGAAAAGCUAGAAGAUAUUGACAGGAAACAUUCAGAACUCUCAGAGCUCAAUGUCAAAGUGAUGGAGGCACUCUCAUUAUAUACCAAAUUGAUGAAUGAGGAUCCAAUGUAUUCAAUGUAUUCCAAACUACAAAACCAACAGUACUAUAUGGCUCAGUCCGGUGUAUCUGGCUCUCAGGUUUAUCCAGGACAGCCUCAAAGUAAUGCAUAUUUGGUGGCAGGGAGCGCACAGAUGGGCCAUGUUCAAGGCUACAGUCUUCCAUCAGAGCAACUUCCAACUCUGAAUCAAGCAACAGUUCCUCCAGCAGCAAGCUCUGGAUUACCCAGUCAGCCUGUUCAGACAUCUUACACAAACGCAAUGGUUGGAUCUGUUCCAGGAAACACAUAUUCCAGCCAAGCUUCAGUCUACAGCCCACCUCCAGCUGCUACUGCUGAUGUUGCUGUUUAUCAGAAUUCCGGAACUAUGUCCCAGGUGCCAAACUAUAACUUAGUCACCUCAACCUUGCCCCAACCACCAGGUAGCCAGCCAUCACCACAACAGCCUGCAUCAUCACAACAAAAUACUUACUCUCAGAAGGCACUUCUAUAGGAUCUAGGACUUCUGAUUCCUAAUCUGGUCUAACCUCUGCAGAAGGCAGUUUACAAUGUUAUGAGUUUAUUCCUUUAAUAUCUUAAAUGUGGGUUAUCCUCAGCUUAAUAGGAAUCUUUCUUGGUGAACAAGUAUGACAAUUCUAUUUGCACUGACUUUUUAGGAUUUUUUUAAGUUUGCAAAGGAGUUAAAAUACUUAGGACUUUUAAUUCCUUUAAAAUGCCUAAACAUUGGUACAAGGUUAUUUAUGUAUGCUGAAACUGGUUAGUUUGUGAAGAGUCAACUUGGCAAACUCUUACAGCAUAUACGUUAUGUACAUAUAGUGUGUUUGUGUUAGUGGCUGUUUUGAAUUACUAUGGUGAUCAUGUGAAUAUAUAACAGUGUUAAAAUAAUUUGCAUUACUGUUUUAUUAAUCAUGAACAGAUGGACCAUGUUCAUGGAUUUUAUAAGAAUGUCUGUUCAAAGUGUAGGACAAGGCUCUAACCUGCAUAUCAUAAAUACUUACAGGCUACGGAUAUGCUCUUGAAACUGAACAGUCUAGUUUUUCAUUAAUUGUACAAUGAAUGCAAGUGUGUCCUGCCUUCCUGUAGCAUUUGGUGCUACUUGAUGACAUUAUCUACCAAAGUAAGGGGCCUAGAACUUCAGACACUCUGCAUUCAGAAUGCAUACUGCUUUUAUGAAUAAUGGUUUCAAAACAAUAACUUGCAAGCUGCUAAACUCAUGGGACCAUGAAACACAUUUGAACUGUUUUAUGUUUAUUGUUUAAAUGAUGUAACUUACAUUUCCAUGCUGGUUUCAUGUCACCUGAAUGCUGAAGUAUAUUCUGUGUAUAUUGGUGGAGAUCACGCCAAAGACAGAGAACACAUUGGCUGUGAGUGAAUGGCAUUUUUAAACUGGAACAGAAAAAAACACUACAUUGAUUAAAGUCUUGUUAAGGACUGCCA